Messenger RNA from Striga hermonthica, 537 nucleotides. The record is from the annotation of a GenBank genome assembly. Lineage: Eukaryota; Viridiplantae; Streptophyta; Magnoliopsida; Lamiales; Orobanchaceae.
AUGGGCAAAGGUAUUAUGAAGGAAUUCCAGGCUUGCGGGAAAAAAAUGAAGGUAACUGUGGAUCCAUCAAUCGGAAGACCUAAAAGUAGAGACGAGUCUUCAAAGUUUUCUAGUCAAAUUGGUGUAGUCACCCGAGACGUACUUCUGGUGCCAGUAAGGUGGAAAGAUGUUGAUGAAGAAAAAGAUCUUCAACCUGGUAUUGAUCAUAUAAAGAUCCACAUGGAUAUUAAUUUGGAUGAUCCGACUGUAAAAUGCUGCGUGAUUGAUAGAGUCCAAGCUAGUUCACGCCAAAAACGUGACACAUCAAUUGUCGACCUAUCUUGUGACGAUCUGGGAAUUUUCCCAGUCACUGGUCGUCUGGGUUGCUCCCUGGAAGGAGCAGGCAAAAGGCAUAUUUUCGCCAUCGGUAAUUACAUCAAGCAGAGGUUGUUAAAACCGAUUCAUCAGUGGUUGGCCAGGGUCCUUAAGCUGUUACCAGCCGACGGGACCUUUGACCAAACAAAACCACUGGGCCGGUUGGAGGGUGCCUCGCAUUGA